Molecule: messenger RNA, 2928 nt
Organism: Closterium sp. Yama58-4
Lineage: Eukaryota; Viridiplantae; Streptophyta; Zygnematophyceae; Desmidiales; Closteriaceae
Source: the annotation of a GenBank genome assembly
AUGAUUCCGCUCGCGAAAUCUUCUGUCGGCGUUGUAGUUCGGAAGUGCGUGUCCGCGUCGCUCCAGGAGGCAAUUAAGGUGGUGCCCUCCAAUGUUGUCGCGGACAUCGUCGGUGGUGGAGAGGCCGCGCACGUGGCGUUUGACCGUUUGGACAUUUCUUCCUGGAAGGCCCCUUGCGGUCCGCUCGCAUGUGGGUUCGCGUUCGACAGAGUUCUCAACGAGCUUGACGCGGUGGUUGGACACGACCCUGCUCCUCGCAUCGCCAAGCCAAUAGCCAGGACGCUGACCACAUUGCGGCAGGAUGCGAAACGCGCCGCAGAGGAGCUCGCGUUUAGGUCCAGGUGCGGGAUCGCGGACGGCCAUGGGGGGGAUGCUCACGGCAAUGAACGUUUGAGGUCGCACGAACAGCCGGCGGGAUCACAUAUUUCGGGCAGCGAUGCACAUGCUCUCAAUACAGCUCUUGCGCUCGCGAACACAGGCGAGGGGGAACAGGAGAAGCCGGACAACAAGGAAGAGGGCUCGAGCUCUGACCGCGACAAGGAGGAGGCCCCUGUUAACGCGCCCCAGGGUGGAGGCGACAGGAAUGCACAGGAGGAGGCGGACGAGGGGGAGGGACAGGGUCGCGGUCAAGACGAAGAGGAUGCCGCGGAGGAUCACCAGCGCCGUGAUUUGGAGCCGGUGGGUUCGAAAGAAAUGGAGGAGGAAGAGGACGACGAAGAGGAUGAGGAAGAGGAGGAGGAGGUGGAGGAAAUCGCGGCCAACAAUGCCGGGCGGUCGGCGGUCGCGGUAGCGGGUGCAGGGAAGUGUAUUCACGGUCUGCAGGCUGUGCUGUCCACCCGCCCUGGCAGCGCGACCCCAUCGGACGAGUAUGCGGGCAAGAGUCCGGUCUUGGGCAAGCGGAAACACUCGGAGCUGGUGAAGAUGGCUCCUGAGAAGCUGGCCGCGGAGAUCCUCCAUUUGAACGAGCAGCUGAAAAAUCAGAAGCGCAAGCUGAACGAGGUCGCGUCCGCGGUGCCCGUUGCUGAAUUCGCGGUGGUGAUCACGCAGAAGUACGAAGAACUCGAGGCCACAGUGGAGAAGGUGCUAACCCACGUGCAGAACACGGACCGGGUGAUACGCAGGGAAGCCAAGCUUGCUGCGAAGGACAUGGCGGAGAAUCGCGACAUGCGGGAGGUGCUGAAACGAGCUGCGGUCCGAUUGGAAGAUUGCGCGGGGAGCAUGAAGGGGGUGGUUGUGGACUCGAUGGAGAACGCCCAGAAGAAGCUCACGGAUGAGGUCGCACGGAAGAUCGACGGCGCGUCAUCCAACAUCGCGAGUACCGCCGAGAAAGCGAUCACAACUAGUGGCGUCACGAACUCCCUCAACAUCAUCAUCGCGAUGCUUUCCGGGCGUGCAGCACCGCAACAAGUCCCCGAUGUACCGCGUGGGAAGGAGGUCGCGGAGAAAGAGGCAGGGAAGAUGGCCGCGGAGAAGGAGGUUGGGAAGAUGGCCGCGGACAAGGAGACAGGGAAGAAGGCCGCGGACAAGGAGACAGGGAAGAGGGUCGCGGACAAGGAGACAGGUAAGUGUGAGAGCAGUAGGGGUGGGAAGCGGCAGAAAGGGGUCGCGAUCCCUAGCGUCACCGACCUUCUUAAGACCAAGGGUGGCACGGUCGUCGAGCGUGCUGCGAUGACCACCAGGGGGGCUGCUGCUGCUGCUGGGCCACCGCCUGCGACAUCGGGGGUGGAAGCUGGUAAAGGCAAGGCCAAGGUCGAGGACGCCCCGCCAAACACCACCUCCACCACCACCGCCAUCACCACCGCGAUUGUGCCCUCGUCAGGCAACUCCGCCGCGGUCGCGACAGGACAGCCUGGACCCAGCUCUAUCGCCCCUGCCAUCCCCCCCUCUGCAGAUGUGAAGGCGAAGAAUCAAGGCCGCUGUGGUUGUAAGCCUCCUGCAGUCGCGUUGAAGACUGAACGCGACGACGACAACGACUCUGACGCGGACGAUGAGGUUGAGCUUGUGCUGCAGAGGUUCUUGGGGCCAAGCGACACCAGCGGCACAAGCGGCAAGCGCAAGGGCUGUGGUAUCCGCUUUCCGCCCAGGGGUGGGGAGGGGAUGGUGGGCGAACCGUGGCUGGGGGAGAGACGUCGCUGGCUCGGACAUCACUCUCUCCAAGAGGUGCAGUACCUGACCGCGAUCGCGGUGAUGUGUUACGACAAGAAGAUAGACCCCAGGCUCAAGCUGACUGCGCAGCAAAAGAGUGAGUGGGCCGAGGACAUCUCCGCGGCCGGGACGAUGUGCACCGGGCUAUUUGCCACCAUGCACCUCCGCAACCUUUUCGGCAAUGUUGACAGGUACGGUCAUCUGAUCACUCAUUGGUUUCCCCAGGAUGACAUGAACGCGGCCUACCGCGACCUCACCCGCCGCGGGUCCCCGAUCGGCAACGCGAUAGCUUGGGCAGCCGCGGUGGGGAAGGAGGCUGCAGAUGAGGAGCCCGAUGUCACCGGCACCCAAGAGGGCCUGUUCGUUGGUGCGGUUGCGUGCGCCAUCGCGAUGGUGUGGGAGACCUGCAACGGUCUCGAUCUCGAGUCUGUCGCGGAUGCUGGAUACUCCGCGGCGCAGCUUGCUGGCACGCCAGAAGAAAAGGCCCGCGGUCACGCCACGAUCGUGACCGCGGUUUUCAAGUGGGCCAGGAAGGAGAAUGCUCGCAAGCAAGCCCCUAAGGUCACACCGAAGCAGAUCGCGGAGAAGAUAGAGACCGCGGUCGUGAACCGUCUUGGUGCGCGACUUGGCGACCCCACUAUGGUCGCGCACGAGGCAGUAGACGUGCUGAUGACCUGGUGCGACUGCAAGAUCGCGGCCAAGGCGAUGGAGGCCAACGGGCUCUAUCUCACUUUGCCGGAGAAGCGUUUGUCCGCGAAGAAGAGGUCUGCGCGAAGGUGGUAG